UGCUACCACUGUCGCUGAUGGGCUUGGCCUUGGCCAGCACUGGGUCUCUCUUGGAGCCGGCUGGCCUUGGCUCUGUCAGACACAGGGGAAGCUUCUAGCAGCUUCUCACAGAAGCCACCCCUGUAGCCCCCCCGCUACCAAAACCUUGCCACGCAAACCCUGAACAUCACCCCACAGGCAGUAAUUCUGCACCUGAAACCGAGCAGCCUGGUGCCUCCCACAGCUCGUGCCCAUCUGCUCUGGACGCAGAUGUGGCUCCCUGCGAGCCCCAGGGGCCUCCUGAGUUAUUUGGUGACUCUGCACGUCCUGCGGCUGGGAUCAGCUGACUUUACUGUGGUGGGACCAGACAGCCCUCUCCAGGUCACCGUGGGGCAGUAUGUCGUGCUGCCAUGUCACUUGUCCCCCCGUGCGGACACUCGGAGCUUGGACAUCAGGUGGAUUCGGCGUCAUGUCUCUGAAACGGUGCACCACUACCGAAAUGGAGAGGACCUGUAUGGGGAUCAGAUGGAGGAAUAUGUUGGGAGGACAGAGUUGGUCAGGGAUGGUCUCUCCCGUGGACGCCUGGACUUGCGAAUCUCUGGGUUGAGACCCUCUGACGAUGGUCAGUACAUCUGCACUGUGACAGAUGGUGCCUCUUAUGGAGAAGCUAUGGUGGAUCUGGAGGUGGCAGCCACAGGCUCUGUCCCUCAGCUCUCCCUCGAGGCUUACGAGGAUGGAGGAAUGUGGGUGGUGUGUCAAUCGGCCGGCUGGUACCCACAACCGGAGGUGCUGUGGAAAGAUCCCGACGGGCAGCCUCUGCCCUCAGUCUCCCAGAGACAUUCCUCGGAUGUGAGGGGCCUAUUUGACAUCGAAGGCAUCAUCGUUGUGACUGGGAACAGACAUGGGAAGUGGUCCUGCGUGGUCAGGAACAGCCGCCUCAACCAGGAGCAGGAGACGUCCCUGCACAUCUCAGCUCCCUUUUUCCACAAUGCCCGUCCCUGGAUGGUUGGUGUGGGGGUGCUCCUCGUGCUUUCACUUGUGUUCCUUGGCCUCGGUGCUUAUCUGUGGAGAAGGAAAGUGCUGCAGUCCAGAGAGCUGGAGGAACGAGAUGCAUUACUGGAGAAAAGAGUUGCAGGACUGAAGGCCUGGAGAAAGUUUCUGCUUCCCCAUCAUCCAGACGUGGUGACCCUCGAUCCAAACUCGGCUCAUCCUGAUCUUGUCCUGUCAGCGGAUGGGAGAAGUGUGAGAUGGGGAAGAGCACGGCAGGACCUGCCCGACACCCCUGAGAGAUUUACAUAUUGGUGCUGUGUGCUGGGCCAGGAGGGGUUCAUGGCCUUGUUCAAUGGAGAGAUCAUCCGACCCUGGUUUUUGCUGGAAACGGAGGAAACCGAACUGUGCCUGAGGGACUACACCUCCUAG
Molecule: messenger RNA, 1398 nt
Organism: Grus americana (Whooping crane)
Lineage: Eukaryota; Metazoa; Chordata; Aves; Gruiformes; Gruidae
Product: butyrophilin subfamily 1 member A1-like
Exons: 11
Coding region: 250-1398 (382 amino acids)
Source: RefSeq, a predicted model, not a curated record